AUGACAGACCUGACACGAAACCAGCUUGCAACAGGGAUAAUACCUUCUCAAUCAGCUGAGAUUCUACCUUAUGGAGUGUUUGAUGGAAGUCACAUCCCAAACUGUUCAGAAGGUGACCAGCACACAUAUCCAGAAGAGAGUGGGAAAUAUGAUUUGGAUACCGUGUCUGUAUUUGUUGCCAAGUUAUAUCAACUUCUUGACGGCGAUGAGUAUAAAGAGUAUCUCACUUGGAAUGACAGCGGAGACGUAUUUGUGAUAUGCAACAUGGAUGAAUUUGCAGCAAACGUGUUACCAAAGUUUUUCAAGCACUGUAAAUUUACUUCUUUUGUGAGGCAAUUGAAUAUCUAUGGUUUCUAUCGCGUAUCCGACGCCCGAAAAUCAAAACAUGUACGCUCAAAGCACGCUUGCGUCUUUUCGCAUCCCCAGUUUCGUCGUGGUCGACAGGACCUGCUUCCUCACAUCCGUCGUCGAGUCUCAAAACCUACACGCCGGCGCCCACCGCGCACCAACGACGCAGAUACGUCAUUCGGAGUUACAACCGGACCCAAAAGCAGCGCAAGCAAAGAGAGUAGUAUGACGAGUUCCUUUAAUAGUGAGAAUGGAAAAGAUAAAGAGCGAGCAGGAGAAGAAGGACAAAUGAGGGAGAGGAUAAAGGACUUGCAGGAGGUUACGGAAAACCUGAGGAAAGACUUGAAACAGAUGAACAGCAUUGUUUCGGAAAAGUUAUUACCAGAGGUGAAGAGUCUCGCCGAUGGUUUACAUAGGCAUCAGCAGCAUUUGGUGGCCUUGACGCAGUUGGUGACUGGGAACUUUCCCGAAGGUACCACAAUACUGCACGAGGCAUUGCGUAAUUUGAAACAUGCUCAUCCAGUACCGUCACCAGCUCUUCACGAUACGCGGGGUAAACGCCUGCGCCUGGAUACCACAAUGGCUACCACUCCGGCAAUCAAGUCCGAGUCACCUCUGCAAACAAACCUCUCGACUGCGGCUUUAUCCCCGCAGGCCCUUCCUUACUCUAUUUACACAUCCCUGCCAGAAAGCUACAAGAACGAUGACCUGCCGAAUCAAAACCACAAUGAUCCCAAUCUAAUGUCCAGCAAUUCACCGUCGCUAGGAAACACUGGAAUGGAAAACACAAACGUGGGUCCGCCAAUGACAAUGGAAUCGCACGCAUACAACCAGAUGAUUGGCGAAUAUCAACAAUUAUCACCGCAACAAACCACCGCCGGCGCUCACGCAAGCUUGGGUUAUAGUGAUUCCUGGCCACCAACCACGACAACGGUAAUGCUUUCGGAAACCUACGCAAUGUUUCCACCUCAAUCCGGCCAUUCUCCUGUUCUCUAUUCACCAUCCCAACAAUCUCCCGCGACGGCCGCAUCAACCAGCCAGACCACACAUUCUUCAACAUCACCGUCUCUCCGAUCCAACCAUAUACAAUCACAGCCACAUCGAUCGCCAGUACCGUCCAACUCCUCACCGCAGCUAUCGUCUCAGUCUGUACACCAACAACAGCCUUCGCCAACACCUACGAUAGCCUUGUCGCCCACAGGAUUUGUGGAUACGUCCCCUCGCAACGAACACUUGUUGGGUGCUCAGGGGAAGCGAGAUAGUAUAAGUGGGCAUGCGUCACCCGGGCAUGAAGACUUGCAUGUUGGUGCGCCGUCGCCUGCAUCGCCGGUCUCAUCACCUCCGGAAGGUAUAACGUAUUACCAGGGCCCUACUAUAGUACCAAUAAACAUGUAUAAUGCACACUAUUCUGGUUAUCCGUCGAUGUGA
Molecule: messenger RNA, 1776 nt
Organism: Paraglomus occultum
Lineage: Eukaryota; Fungi; Glomeromycota; Glomeromycetes; Paraglomerales; Paraglomeraceae
Source: the annotation of a GenBank genome assembly